Phyllostomus discolor (pale spear-nosed bat) is the source of this 2980-nucleotide messenger RNA. RefSeq names its product zinc finger protein 835 (gene ZNF835). Bases 323 to 1477 code for a protein of 384 amino acids. The record is from RefSeq and is a predicted model, not a curated record. NCBI's taxonomy places the organism in Eukaryota, Metazoa, Chordata, Mammalia, Chiroptera, Phyllostomidae. The transcript has 3 exons.
UUUGAGCUCCCUCCGCGGGACUUGUGCGGCCUGCACUUCAGUCCCAUCACGGGACGAGGGGGGUCACCGGAGGUCUGCACGGGCCUGGGAGGGCGAGAGUCAGAGGGAAAUCUGGCCCGAACCCACCAGGCUAGGCGGCAGCCGCCCCAGGCCUUUAGAACUGGUCCCAGGGGGCGAGGGCGUGGAUGCCAACUGGACCCACUGAGAUAUGGUGGCCAGAGCAGGAUCCACAACCUGAAUGGCGUGGACAGUACCUGAUGCUCUGGAGACCAUGAGAUCUGGUACCGAGAGGUGAAAUCGAGGCAGCAGCGCAGGAGCGGGGAUGGAUGGACUCCUGGUCACCGCCGUCUCCCGGGGCUCUGAGUUGGGAGAAGCCUGGAUACGUGAAGGUCACUUCAAGGAGCAAGAGGAAAACCAGGAAGGCAGUUUGAAGCCAGGGGCCCAUGAGGAAGACUCCUCUGGGGACAGUGCCCCAGACAGUGAUGCACAGGGAAAGAGCGCAAAGGAUGCAGCAACCAGGGCCCCCGGGGAACCUUGGAAGUGUGAGGACUGUGGCAAGGCCUUCCGCUACUGCUCCGCGUUCACCCUGCACCGCAGGACGCACACCGGGGAAAAGCCAUUUGCGUGCCCAGAGUGUGGGCGCUCCUUCAGCCAGCGCGUGCACCUGACCCUGCACCGGCGCGUGCACACUGGCGAGCGGCCGCACACCUGCGACAAGUGCGGCAAGGCCUUCAGCCAGGGCUCCUACCUGGUGACGCACUGGCGCACGCACACAGGCGAGCGGCCGCACGCGUGUCCUGACUGUGGCAAGGCCUUCGUGCGCCCCUCGCACCUGGCACAGCACCGGCUCGUGCACACAGGCGAGCGGCCCUUCUCCUGUGGCCAGUGUGCAAAGGCCUUCCGCAGCCGCGCGGCCCUGCUCGAGCACCAGUGCGUGCACACCGGAGAGAAGCCGUUUGCCUGCGCCCAGUGCCCCAAGGCCUUCCGCUUCUCCUCUGCGUUGCUGCGCCACCGGCGCACACACACGACCCAGCCGCCCUACGCCUGCGGCCAGUGCGCCAAAGCCUUCACACAGGUGGCGCACCUGGCGCAGCACCGGCGAGUGCACACCGGUGAGAAGCCCUACACUUGCUCUGAGUGCGGUGCGCCCUUCAGCCAGAGUGCCUCGCUGGCCGACCACCGGCGCAUCCACACGGGUGAGAAGCCUUUUGUGUGCACACAGUGUGGCAAGGCCUUCACGCAGGUGUCGCACCUGAGUCAGCACCGACGUGUGCACACGGGCGAGCGGCCCUAUCAGUGCGGGGACUGCGGCCGCGCCUUCAGCAACCGCUCGCACCUGGCGCAGCACCACCUGGUGCACACCGGCGCCAGGCCCUACAGGUGCCUGGAGUGCGGAUCCGCCUUCAGCCACGUGUCCUCCCUCCUCGAGCACCAGAAGAUUCACACGGGCGAGAAGCCCUUCCGGUGCGGGGACUGAGGCAAGGCCUUCAGCCAGGGAUCUACACUCACGCUGCACCAGCGCAUACACACGGGGGAGCGGCCCUACACAUGCCCGGAGUGCGGCAAGGCCUUCCGCAACCGCGCCUACCUCAUCCAGCACCAUAUUGUACACACCGGGGAGCGGCCCUAUGAGUGCUGCGGCUGUGGCAGGGCCUUCAGCUUCUCCUCUGCCCUCAUCCGGCACCAGAGGACGCACACGGACAAGAAGCGCCCCCCAGCGCAGCCUGUUCAGGGAUAGCACUGCCCAGCCGCCACACCUGACUGGAUGCCUGCACUCUCCCGGGAACGGGAAGCCUGUUAGCAGUAGUGACCCUGCAAAAACCUCCGAGGACCAGCAGAAUAAGAGCUGAGGGUUCACGGGGCCUCCCGGACCAGGCACUGUGGUGAGCGUGUUUACGCCUGAUUUUCCACCCCAUGGCACUGGGGGUAGAUGCCGUCUUAGCCCUGUGCUGCCUGUGAGGACUCCGAGGCUCAGAGAACCUUCAGUGACUUGCCCAGGGUCACGCAGGGAGGAUGUCACAAGGCUGGGACUGCACCCUUCCCUGACCCCUCCUCCCCACCAACUCUCCAGUUAUAAACAUCACCCACCAAAGCAGACCCAAAUAAGUAUCUGUGGGUCUCUGGCUGGCCUUAUAAUUGUUGAAUUCAUGAUGCCGCAGGCAUUUGUUCAGUAAAUUCAUGAAAGGUUCAUGCUCUUUGGUGAGGGCCUGGGAGGAGGGAGUGUGCCUUGUUUACUUCCAGCAUCUGCUGGACAGGCCUGGCACACAAUAUUUCCUCAGGAAGCACUGGGUGACUGAACGAACAGUUGUACAUCCCAGCACCGGCCUUGAAAUCGUUCAGAGGAGGGGAUGACAUGCUGUACUUGCUGUGUAUAAUGCGCUCCAUUGUGUAAUGUGCACCCACAUUUUUGUGCGCAUUAUACACAGGAUGAUUAUGCCUGUGAUAUGAAUCAUUAUACCCACAUAUAACGUGCAUCUUUAUUUUUCCCUCAAAAAUUUGAGCAAAAAAGUGCACAUUAUAUACAGCAAAAUAUGGUAGUUGCUUCCUCCUAUGUACCCUAGAUAUCACCCAUCCCAGGCCUCGGCACACAGUAGGUCCUGUCCUCAGUAGAUAUAAAUUUAAUAGGCCAGUUAAAUGAGUGAAUAGUAGGCCAGCAUCCUCAGUACCACCCCUGAAUCCCCUUUGACAGACACCACACAUUCUGGUUCUUUCCUGUGACUCAAACUUGGUCGAGCCCGGGCCUCCACACAUAGUAGGUCCUCCAGAAGUGCUGGGGGCACUGAAUAAAUAUUUAUACAUCCCAGCAUCAGCCUUGGAGUCGUUCAGGGGUGGGGACGACGCAGUCAUUUCCUCCCUAUGCCACAGACUUGGCCCAGCUCGAGCCUCAGGAGAUAUAAAUUAACAGGUCAAGGCCCCAGGUGGUGUGACUCUGUUGGUUGGGCAUUGGUCUGCAAACAUAAAAGUUGCUGGUUCGAUUCCC